This is a messenger RNA of Entrophospora candida, 289 nucleotides long. NCBI's taxonomy places the organism in Eukaryota, Fungi, Glomeromycota, Glomeromycetes, Entrophosporales, Entrophosporaceae. The record is from the annotation of a GenBank genome assembly.
AUGGGUAAUCAGUAUGUUUAUAGAGAAGAUCUUGGAGGGUUGUGUUCUACAUGUAGCACAUAUGGGUAUGAAACAUUUGAAGAUAUUAUGAAUCUAAUUAAAGAAAAAAUAAAUAAUAAUACCUUUUCCCAGCACUGUCAAUUAUUACAAAGAUUCUUGAAAAAGGAAUAUGAGCAACAUUUAGUGGUAACUGAUCGUGGAAUGACUUCUCAUGACAUAUGCAUAAACCAUUGUCUACCAUAUGCAUUUGGUGAAUGUAAUGCUUCACAUACUUAUGCCUGUGAGAAAU